Messenger RNA from Salarias fasciatus (jewelled blenny), 1279 nucleotides. It is a transcript of the gene cybrd1, whose product is annotated as cytochrome b reductase 1. Gene Ontology annotation, molecular function: oxidoreductase activity. Lineage: Eukaryota; Metazoa; Chordata; Actinopteri; Blenniiformes; Blenniidae. The transcript has 4 exons. The record is from RefSeq and is a predicted model, not a curated record. Gene Ontology annotation, cellular component: lysosomal membrane. Bases 98 to 934 code for a protein of 278 amino acids.
CAGCCGGAGGUCAUGUGACCGAGGAGCGUCCUCUCCAGCCUUCACAAGGAGUUUGUUUGGAACGACAGCUGCUGCUGCUCCAGUCCGCACGCGCUUAAUGAUGGAGGCUCGGCGCGCGCUCUUCCUCGUCGUGCUGGCCGCCGCCGCCGCCGCGGGACUCGUGGCCGUGGUCUUCGUGCUGAAAUGGGUGCUCCACUUUCGGGAAGGCCUGGCCUGGGAUGGGGGACCCGGGGAGUUCAACUGGCAUCCGGUGCUAAUGGUGAUCGGGUUUGUCGUCCUGCAGGGGACCGCCAUAAUUGUCUACAGGCUCCCAUGGACGUGGCAUAGCAGCAAACAGUUGAUGAAGUUCAUCCAUGCAGGCUUGAAUUUACUGGCCUUCUCUCUUGCCGUCAUAUCAGUGGUGGCAGUGUUUGAUUUCCACAACUAUGCCAAGAUUCCUAACAUGUACAGUCUGCACAGCUGGGUGGGCCUGGCUGUGGUUGUCCUGUAUGCUCUGCAGCUUGUGCUGGGAGUCUUCAUGUACUUGAUCCCAGUUACACCUGUGUCCUUGAGAGCCGCGUUCAUGCCUCUCCAUGUCUACACUGGCCUUUUACUCUUUACCAGUGUCAUAGGCGUGGCACUAAUGGGCAUUACAGAGAAGCUCAUUUUUGGCCUGAAGGACCCGAAGUACAAGGACUCUCCACCGGAGGCGGUUUUUGUCAAUGUUUUGGGAGUCCUCCUGGUGGUUUUUGGAGGUCUAAUCCUUUGGAUUGCCACUCGAACAUCUUGGAAACGACCCAGUGACCAGAUCUUGCAUAACCUGCAUACCAACGUGGGAGGGGAGGACAGCACCAAAGUUGGACCAGCCUUAUCUCAGCUCUCUGAAGGAAAUGACGCCGAAUCCAGCUCAGAUGUCAGGAAAAGGAGCAGUAAGAUGGAUUAUGAGGCUAACUAAUAUUCAGGACGCCUUUGUCAUCAUCUUCAACACUGACAUAUUUGCAACAAUUAGUCCUCGCUGGAUUUAGAAAGCUAAAGUGAUUACAAGAUCAUUUAUCUUACAUUAAUGACUUCCUCUCUUGCACUAUUCAGCAUUUCAUUUGAAGCUUAUUUUCUUCAUGUAUUGCUAUAAGCAUAUGUACAUAAUGGUAAGGUACUUUAUAACAAGUUUCAGAUGGUUAUUGUGGAAAUGAUGGAGGAAUGCUUUACAAAUUUGUAUAGUAAUUUCUUUGUCUUGAAAUACAUUUUGUAUGGGGAAAGAUCAGUGUCAAGUGUCAUAAUAAACUUUUCCUACAUCUUUCCA